Messenger RNA from Eremothecium cymbalariae DBVPG#7215, 1056 nucleotides. It is a transcript of the gene PHO80, whose product is annotated as Pho80p. The transcript has a single exon. Gene Ontology annotation, biological process: regulation of cyclin-dependent protein serine/threonine kinase activity. Bases 1 to 1056 code for a protein of 351 amino acids. Gene Ontology annotation, cellular component: cyclin-dependent protein kinase holoenzyme complex; nucleus. The record is from RefSeq and is a predicted model, not a curated record. Gene Ontology annotation, molecular function: cyclin-dependent protein serine/threonine kinase regulator activity; protein kinase binding. NCBI's taxonomy places the organism in Eukaryota, Fungi, Ascomycota, Saccharomycetes, Saccharomycetales, Saccharomycetaceae.
AUGUCGGAUACUGGUAACAAUUCCAACGUAGAAGUUGAGAACAGAAAGGCUCAGCCUGUUCCAGAGUUUAGGCUUCCGAGAAAGUUUUUAGACUGUUCACGAACUCAUUUGGUGGUGCUUAUAUCACGAAUGUUGUCGUCGUUAAUACGACUUAAUGAUGCAUAUACUGAAUCAAAUACAUUACAAUUAACCAGAUUUCAUUCCAGGGUUCCGCCUUCAAUAUCAGUUUAUGAUUAUCUGAUAAGACUUACGAAAUACUCCUCCCUAGAGCAUUGCGUGCUUUUAGCCUCUGUUUAUUACAUUGAUUUGCUUUCUAGUGUUUUCCCAGAAUUCAGGUUAGACAGCCUUACAGUUCAUCGUUUCCUUCUAACAGCCACUACUGUGGCCAGUAAAGGUCUCUGUGAUUCUUUUUGCACCAAUACACAUUAUGCAAAGGUCGGUGGUGUUCAGUGUAAUGAAUUAAAUGUUCUUGAGAAUGAGUUCCUGACGAGGGUAAAUUAUAGGAUACUCCCCAGAGACGAAAAUAUUAAGCGAUGUAGUAGGGAGCACCAGGAAGGCACUUUUUCCUUUGCGAAUAUUCCUGCUGAUGCAGAACAAGAUCAAAAAAGCGAGGAAAAUCGAUUUGAUGUAUUGGAGAAUUACUACCACAGGAUGAUUCAUCUCAUCGGAAACCUGGAUGCAUCACCAGAUAAGAGCUAUGAUUUGAAUUUCACUUUAGAAGAACCCGAACUGGUUAUAGACCCCAUUACAUUUACUCUCAACAAAGCUAAUGACAACAAUAACAGCAGCUAUUACAGUAAUAAUUAUAGCAAUAAUACUGAUAAUGGUGGUAAUAUAAGGAAUAUUAAUAAUGAUAAUGAUGACAAACGCCUAACUUUAGACACAAAAGAUAGAAAUCCUGCUAUUUCUGAAGCAGAUAUAUCUCCUCAGACUUCAAAGAAAAGAAACUACUCAGACUCUAACCCGAAUUGUAUUGGUCUAUGUAACCAAAUACCAAUCACAAAAAAGCGCUCCAAUGGGCAAACCAAACACCCUUCUCCAAGUGAGAUUGUAUAA